GAGACCGGCGUCGUGGUUUGUCAGGCAGUCGGCCACAAAAUGCGCCCGGUUAUGCGUUGGCCUUAAUAAUUGCGAAGCAUUCCUGGAAAAUCACGCGUCCAAAGUAGCAUCUGAAGUAGCUUUAUUACACUCAUAUUGCGCCGGUCCAUUGACGUCUGACGGAAUAUCACAGCUAAGCAAGGACAUACCCUUUAGACAAGGCUGCGAUUUGCAAGACCAUUGAGACCUCAAGGUCUUGAUAUUUGUACCCUUUCCUUUAAAUUGGAAAUAUCCACCAGUUUUGCGUGGGUUGGGCACCAAAACUAGGGUUUUAUGCCUUACAGCCUUACGUGCAGUGUGCCCCUCGUUCCAGAAAUUAUGACUCCGCAAACGGUCUGUGUGUGUCAUUUGCGCCCACGGCUAUAAGUCAAUUGACCUGGACCAGGUUUGACUUCCACUACAUACACCAUGGCCGACAAAACCUACUAUGUCGACGAGACUGUCGGCAAGGAUGAAAGCGCAACUGAGGGCACUCAGUUGCUACCAUUCCGCACUGUACAAGCCGCUUAUCUCAAGUUUGGUGACACUGCCAAUUAUCUCGUUCGAAAAGCCACUGAAGUCGCCGAGAAUGCCGCUGAAUCUGCACCCGCUGACUGGCAACCUGCGGCAAAAACAGCGUUGAAAAAUGCCAAGAAGUACGCUGAGCAACUGAAGAAGAAAGAAGCCAAGGAAAAAGAACAGCUGGAAAAGAAAGCAAAAGAAGACUCUGAGCGAGCUAAGGUGCUCGAAGAAGCCAAGAAAGUGGUUAUCACAGAAGACCCGAGCUUACCAAAGGCUAUCAAGAUCAAGCUCCACGAAAAGGAUCCUGCUUCAAUCCAGCUACGCAAAUUUGGAGACAGUAGCGACACUAACCGUGGGACACGGGUGAGGGUGUUCGGAAGAGUCCACCGUGAGCGCAAACAGAAAGAUAUCAUCUUCAUAACAUUAAGAGACGGCUACGGACAAUUGCAAUGUAUCAUCAACGCCCCUCUUUCGAAAACUUAUGACAUGCUCACCCUGACGCGGGAAACAUCUAUAGAAGUACUCGGAGAGAUGUGUGAGGUUCCCAAGGGCAACAACGCACCAGAUGACAGGGAGCUGCAAGUCGACUUCUUCAAGAUUGAACCAGAGUGGAAGGCUGCUGGUGGUGAGGAUGCCAUAACCAACAGAGUCAGCGCAGACACCGAGCAUGCCACACUUCUCAACCUACGACAUCUAACGCUAAGAGGUGAUACUGCGUCAAGUGUCAUGCUAGUUCGAGAUACUGUCGAAUUUGCAUUCAACCAAGUCUAUCGCGAACUCAAGAUCCGUAAAGUCAGCCCUCCAGCGAUGGUCCAGACACAAGUUGAGGGCGGUGCCACUCUAUUCAAGUUCGACUAUUACGGAGAACCUGCUUUUCUUACUCAAUCCUCUCAACUCUAUCUCGAGACCUGUCUUCCAUCCAUGGGCGAUGUAUACUGUAUUGAGAAAUCAUUCCGUGCUGAGAAGUCCCUGACGCGGCGUCAUCUUUCAGAAUACACUCAUGUCGAAGCGGAACUUGACUUUAUCACCUUCGAUGACCUACUGGAACAUCUUGAGCAUGUAAUGUGCCGAGUCCUUGAAGUUACACUGGCUGACGCCGAUACUGCUGCACAUAUCAAAAAGCUCAACCCCGAUUUCAAGAUGCCAGAACGUCCCUUCAUGCGUAUGCGAUACUCAGAUGCCAUCCAGUGGCUCAUCGAGCAUGAUAUCCCCAACGAAGAUGGCGAGCCGCAUAAGAUUGGAGACGAUAUCGCAGAGGCAGCGGAGCGGAAGAUGACCGAUAUUAUCAACCGACCUAUCUUCCUUACGCAUUUCCCGGUGGAGAUCAAGGCUUUCUAUAUGAUGAAGGACAAAGAAGACAAGACCAUCACUGAAAGUGUCGACUGCCUCAUGCCAGGUGUAGGAGAAAUUGUGGGAGGUAGCAUGAGGAUCUACGAUCUCAAGGAACUCAGUGAGGCCUUUAUCAGAGAGGAAAUCGACCCGACGGAAUACUAUUGGUACACUGACCAGAGAAAGUAUGGCUCUUCUCCCCACGGUGGCUAUGGUCUAGGUCUGGAGCGAUUCCUUGCAUGGCUCUGCAACCAACACACCGUCCGGGAUACAUGCUUGUAUCCUCGAUACUUCAAGCGCUGCAAACCUUAGUGGAUUAUUAGCCGCUUGUUGCCCUUAUCUCUGCAAGAUGUGUUGAAAACCCUAUACAUUAAGCAAAAUGUCAUAUGUGGAAUUAUGAGAUAGACUAAAUUCAAAACUUGAUACACUACCUCCUAUAGCUGACUACCUGUGAUUGGCAACGGCUAAUUUCAAAGUCCUAGGUAAUCGAAUUAUUGAGUCUC
Pseudovirgaria hyperparasitica is the source of this 2372-nucleotide messenger RNA. RefSeq names its product asparaginyl-tRNA synthetase. Lineage: Eukaryota; Fungi; Ascomycota; Dothideomycetes; Acrospermales; Acrospermaceae. Gene Ontology annotation, molecular function: asparagine-tRNA ligase activity; nucleic acid binding; ATP binding. Gene Ontology annotation, cellular component: cytoplasm. Gene Ontology annotation, biological process: asparaginyl-tRNA aminoacylation. The record is from RefSeq and is a predicted model, not a curated record. Bases 448 to 2181 code for a protein of 577 amino acids. The transcript has 2 exons.